Ficedula albicollis (Collared flycatcher) is the source of this 1734-nucleotide messenger RNA. RefSeq names its product adiponectin, C1Q and collagen domain containing (gene ADIPOQ). The record is from RefSeq and is a predicted model, not a curated record. Gene Ontology annotation, molecular function: protein binding. The coding region runs from base 1 to 750 and encodes 249 amino acids. The transcript is spliced from 3 exons. Lineage: Eukaryota; Metazoa; Chordata; Aves; Passeriformes; Muscicapidae.
AUGAGGGGCCUGGCAGGCUUCCUGCUGUGCUCCUUGCUGCUGCUGGCCCCCCAUUCCACAGGGGUGGCUGCCCAGGACACCCAGCCUGACCUCAAAAUGCCCUGUGCCAAUUGGAUGGGAGGAGCACCCGGCCACCCUGGCCACAACGGCGUCCCUGGCCGGGAUGGGAAAGAUGGAAGAGACGAUGGAAGAGAUGGACUAAAGGGAGAUAAAGGAGAUGAAGGUCCAGCAGGUCCCAAAGGCGAACCAGGCCCAGUAGGGAGCCGAGGCUUUCCCGGACCCCCCGGAUCUCCUGGAACCCCUGGCAGCCCAGGGCAGAAGGGCAAGGAUGCCUUCGUGCAGCGCUCUGCCUUCAGCGUGGGGCUGACGGAGCGCAGCCCCGCGCCCGGCGUGCCCAUCCGCUUCAGCAAGAUCUUCUACAACGAGCAGGGCCACUACGACCCCAGCACGGGCAAGUUCCUCUGCAACGUCCCCGGCACCUACUACUUCGCCUACCACCUGACAGUCUACAUGUCAGACGUCAAGGUCAGCCUCUACAGGAAGGACAAGGCCGUGAUCUUCACCUACGACCAGUUCCAGAACAACAACGUGGACCAAGCCAGCGGCUCCGUGCUGCUGCACCUCAGCUCCGGGGACGAGGUCUGGCUCCAGGUGUACGGCAACGGGGACAAGAACGGGCUCUAUGCUGACAACCUCAACGAUUCCACCUUCAUGGGCUUCCUCCUGUACCCUGACCCAGAGAGCUACUGAGGGGGUGCUGCAUGGAAGAGGAGCAGGUGGCUUAACCCCGGGCGUGUCCUGGGCCACUGGCGCUGUAGCUAUAAUGUAUUUACCAGAAAUCGCCUUUUGCAAGGGCAACCCCUUCCUCCUGUGAAAUCAGUGAGAUCAUACCAGUAUUUCCACAGAACCAAGAAUUCACUCCUACCUCUGCUCUUGCUUUCCUGUGGAAACCUCAGCCCAAAGUCAAAUACCACCCCUGCCAUGUCAUGAAAAACUCUCGACAUGGCUUCACCUCCCUUUAAAUUUAAAAGUGAGAAGAGAACAAUUGGUUGCAUUUGAAUAUGACAUUCUAAACUGCCCGAAAUCCAUUUAAACCAAUUGUAGAAAUUUUAGCCAGCAUUUAAAGUUUGAGUAGAAAAGGGAAAAUACUACUCACAAAAGCAGAGCGCUCCUGUUUUCAGCUGGAAUCAAUGGCUCAAUUUUUUGUAACUCCCACUUAUUAGGGCCUUUGACUUCCACUCCUGGUUUGUUGUCUCCCCUUUUUUAGCCCAGAUCUUUGAAUAUAUUCAGAUUAUUAAUUUCCACUGAUUUUAAUCCUUUGAUUUUCUUUUUCUGUUUAUUCCCUAUUGUUAUCUCUAAUGCAGACAGCAGGCUGGUUUAGGGCAGGGAUCUUCUCUUGUGAUUUAUCUGAGAGGCCUUGUGAGCACCAGCGAGGCCACACAACAAAAGCAGCCCAUUAACUGUGUGGUUUCGGGGGUCCCCAGGUGACCACAAAGAUCCUGUCCCAGCCCCCCUCUAACAGCUCUGAGGUGCACCCAGAAAUCGAGAGCUAUCAGCUGUGUUUGUAUUUUUCCAGGCUCUAAGUGUGCCAUAAGCCGUGGUUUGCCCACCAGCUGGGCAGAGCUUCAGGUGCUGCUGAAGCCUCCCAUGUGCAUGAGCACCCUCAGCCCUGCCCCAGCUUUGGGCAAGGUCACCUGAAUGCAGAAGAGGGUUAGGGCUGGAAUUAGUGUCAGG